CGGUAUCUCAUUCUAAUUUCACCAAAAUGCAAAUUCGCUCUAGAUAAUCUUGACUCUUGACUUUGUACCGGCUGAUAAGAUGUAAAUAUACUUUUUAUAUGUUAUUAUAAAUGAUGUAUAAAUAUAUAAAAGGAUAUGGCAUCAAUAAUAUUAAGACGUAUUUUUCAAAAAAGGUACUUGAUUAUACCAAGCACUUCACAUUGCCUCAAUGUUAUCCCUAAACACGAUGUUUGGUAUUCAACAAAGAAAUCUGUAACUAACAUUGAACCCAGUGAAACUGAUACAAAAGUACAAGUUGGCACAGCAAAAAUAGUCAAAGAAAAUCUGAAAUCUGCUGGACAACUAGGAAUAAUAAUAAGUGGCAUUGGAAUUACAGCUUUUGUAUUGUAUACCUUAUUUUCUGAAUUAUUCUCCAGUGAAAGUCCAGAUGCCAUUUAUAGCAAAGCUCGGGUACGUUGCAUGGAACAUCCAAAACUUAUAGAUCUGCUUGGUGCUCCUAUAAAGGCUUACGGUGAUGAAACAAAUCGUAGACGCAGGAGACGUAUCAGUCAUAUGUAUUUCAUUAAGGAUGGUAUCAAAUAUAUGAGACUGAAGUUUUAUUUAGAAGGAACAAGACGACGUGGCACGGCAUUUGUAGAAGUGAAGAAAAAUGAAUCUGAUAAAUAUGAAUAUUCAUACCUAUAUGUUAUGGUGAAUCAUUUUGGAAUAAUUGCAAUAGAACCCGAACAGAAUGUUGCUGAUAUGCAGCAAAUUUAAGAAUUUAUAUUGGAUUUUAGAUGACUUAAUAUAAGAGAGAGAUAAUUGAUAAUUAUAUAAUAUAUCUAGAUAUGUAAAUAAUAUUUUGUAUUAUUAAACAUAUAUAAUGUAAUUUUAUACAAGAUUGUAGCUUUUUUAUAUAAUAUUUUUUCUUUUAUACUUAAAUUGUUCUAUUUAUUUAUUUUGUAUUCUAAAGUUUAAUUUUUUAAUUUGCUUUGUUAGUGGAUUAAUAGAAAACUGCUAAAUGUUGAUUAAUCAUUGUUUCUUAAAAUAUAAAAAUCAACUGGCUCUUUUUAAAUAAAGCUGCAAUUGUUUAAUAUAUUU
Molecule: messenger RNA, 1080 nt
Organism: Formica exsecta
Lineage: Eukaryota; Metazoa; Arthropoda; Insecta; Hymenoptera; Formicidae
Product: mitochondrial import inner membrane translocase subunit Tim21
Exons: 5
Coding region: 136-756 (206 amino acids)
Biological process (GO): protein import into mitochondrial matrix
Cellular component (GO): TIM23 mitochondrial import inner membrane translocase complex
Source: RefSeq, a predicted model, not a curated record